Molecule: messenger RNA, 2757 nt
Organism: Oreochromis aureus
Lineage: Eukaryota; Metazoa; Chordata; Actinopteri; Cichliformes; Cichlidae
Product: lysine-specific histone demethylase 1B
Exons: 21
Coding region: 148-2652 (834 amino acids)
Molecular function (GO): zinc ion binding; oxidoreductase activity; protein binding
Source: RefSeq, a predicted model, not a curated record
ACCGGAAGUGGUAUUCUGGAAACGACAGCGCAUUGAUUUUCGUCCCCACAACAAUAAAAGAGAGACAAAAACAACGAUUAAAAGCAAAAAGGCGUCUCGGAAUUUCACUUGGACGUCGAGGGCUUAAAAGAAACCUCGCGGGCAGCCAUGCUGUCGGACGCAGACUAUUCCGGGAAUGCUUCUGGUGCACGGAGAGCCAAGAAGAGGAGCUCCGGGGAGUCACCAGGGGACGGACAGACACUGCGCUCCUCAGGAAGGCAGGUCAACGUCCGGGUGAAGCGCACCAACAACCCUCCACCUGGUCAGAGCAAAAGAAAAGCCACAGACACAGAGGAAGAAGAUGACCAGUCUGAGAAGAAGUACAGAAAAUGUGAGAAGGCCGGGUGUUCUGCCAUGUAUCCUGUUUGUUUUGCAAGCGCAUCUGAAAGAUGUGCUAAAAAUGGGUACACGUCGCGGUGGUAUCAUCUGUCAUGUGGGGAGCAUUUUUGCAAUGAGUGUUUUGAUCACUACUACAGAAGUCACAAAGACGGCUAUGAGACCUUUGCUUCGUGGAAGAAAGUGUGGACUAGUAAUGGGAAAAGUGAGCCCAGUCUUAAAGCUUUCAUGGCAGAUCAGCAGCUGCCAUACUGGGUUCAAUGCACCAAACCUGACUGCAGGAAGUGGCGCCAGUUGACCAAGGAGAUCCAGCUCACUGCCUCCUUAGCAGCAACAUACCGCUGUGGGAUGAAGUUCAACAACAUUAAGAGCGAGGAGCCCGAUCAGUGCUCCCAACCAGAGGACUUGAGAGUGGCAGAGGUGACGGACAGCUGGUGGCAUUCAAUGCUCAUUUUGCCACCAUUGUUUAAAGACAGCCCAGCCAGCCCUUUCCUCACUGCGUACUACCCCGACUGUGUGGGGAUGAGUCCAUCAGGUUCUUCUAGCAACAUGUCUCUGGGCGAGCUGAGGGCGGAUCACUGCAGAGCUGCUCAGCCUCAAAUUCCAGGCUUGUGUCCAUACUUCCAGCCCUUUUACCAGCCAAAUGAGUGCGGAAAGGCUCUGUGUGUGCGGCCUGAUAUGAUGGAGCUAGAUGAGCUUUAUGAGUUUCCAGAGUUUUCCCGUGAUCCCACCAUGUAUCUGGCUCUGCGCAACCUUAUCCUGGCCUCCUGGCACAAGAACUGUAAGGAGGUGCUGACUUCAGAGAAAUGUGCCCAGCACAUCAUUGUUCGAGGGUUGGUGCGUGUGCGUUGCGUGCAGGAGUUGGACCGAGUGCUCCAUUUCAUGACCAGGAAGGGUCUCAUCAACACCGGUGUGCUGGCAGCAAAACAGCCUCUGCUCCCAGAAACAUACUGCUCUAAAAAUGUUAUCAUCAUCGGUGCCGGGGCUUCAGGACUGGCUGCUGCACGCCAGCUGCAAAACUUUGGCACUCAGGUGGUGGUGCUCGAGGCGAGAGACAGAAUAGGUGGUCGGGUGUGGGAUGAUGCCUCUCUGGGUGUCACUGUGGGUCGAGGAGCUCAAAUUGUUAAUGGCUGUGUAAACAACCCCAUUGCCCUGAUGUGUGAACAGUUGGGCAUCAAGAUGCACAAGCUCGGAGAGCGAUGUGACCUCUUUCAGGAGGGAGGGCAGGUCACUGACCCUGCCAUCGACAAGCGCAUGGACUUCCACUUUAAUGCCAUCCUGGAUGUGGUGUCAGAAUGGAGGAAGGACAAGUCGCAGAACCAGGACACACCACUGGGAGAAAAAGUCCAAGAAGUUAAGAAGAACUUUCUCCAGGAGUCUGGGAUGCAAUUCAGUGAGCUGGAGGAGAAGGUGCUUCAGUUUCACCUCAGCAACCUGGAGUUUGCCUGUGGAAGCACAUUAGACCAGGUAUCGGCAAGAUCCUGGGACCACAAUGAAUUUUUUGCCCAAUUCUCAGGAGACCACACUUUGCUUACCAAGGGCUACUCUGUUUUACUCUACAAACUGGCCGAGGGCCUCGACAUCCACACAAAGUGUCCGGUUCAGGCCAUUGAUUACUCAGGUGAUGUGGUCAAAGUUACCUCCUCUGAUGGGUCGCAGUGGACAGCACAGAAGGUCCUUGUUACAGUUCCUUUGACUUUGCUUCAGAGGAACCUGAUUCAAUUCAACCCUCCACUUCCUGAAAGGAAAUUGAAGGCGAUCCACAGUCUGGGAGCGGGUAUAAUAGAAAAGAUCUCGCUUCAGUUCCCGUACAGAUUCUGGGACAAAAAAAUCCAAGGAGCAGACUACUUCGGUCACAUCCCAACAGGUCUUGAAAAGAGAGGCAUGUUCAGUGUCUUCUAUGACCUGGAUCCACAGAGAAAGCAGGCUGUGCUGAUGUCUAUUAUCAGUGGUGACGCUGUUUCUUCUGUGCGGGACAUGGAGGACAAAGAGGUGGUUGAUGAGUGCAUGAGGGUACUGCAGGAACUUUUCAAAGAGCAGGAGGUUCCUGAGCCAGUGAAUUUCUUCAUCACUCAUUGGAGCAAAGACAUCUGGUCCCAGAUGUCCUACAGCUUUGUGAAGACAGGGGGCAGCGGAGAGGCCUACGACAUUCUCGCUGAAGACGUGCAGGGAAAGGUGUUUUUUGCUGGCGAGGCAACCAACAGACACUUUCCUCAGACUGUGACAGGAGCCUACCUCAGUGGCGUCAGAGAGGCCAGCAAGAUGGCCGCUAUGUAACCUGUCACUCCCAGAGCACUCAUAAACACCAGCACGGACUCACGGGUUGCACCGAACAACAGACCAUUAAUAAAGUUGGACUGUGUUGUCUCACUUGCUCCACUU